CAGAGUGAAACUUAGCUUCCACCUAGAAUCAGCAUGUUUUCGGCCAAGAGUCUGGUGUGCCUCGCCCUUCUGGCGGUGGCCAAUGCCCAGUUCGACACCAACUACGCCUCCGGGCGCAGUGGGAUGGUGCACCUCUUCGAGUGGAAGUGGGACGACAUCGCCGCCGAGUGCGAGAACUUCCUGGGGCCGAACGGCUUUGCCGGAGUGCAGGUCUCCCCCGUCAACGAGAACGCCGUGAAGGACAGCCGCCCCUGGUGGGAGCGGUACCAGCCCAUCUCGUACAAGCUGGUCACCCGCUCCGGAAACGAGGAGCAGUUCGCCAGCAUGGUCAGGCGGUGCAACAACGCCGGAGUGCGCACCUACGUGGACGUGGUGUUCAACCACAUGGCCGCCGACGGAGGCACCUACGGCACGGGGGGCAGCACCGCCAGCCCCAGCAGCAAGAGCUACCCCGGAGUGCCCUACUCCUCGCUGGACUUCAACCCCACCUGCGCCAUCAGCAACUACAACGACGCCAACCAGGUGCGCAACUGCGAGCUGGUGGGUCUGCGCGACCUCAACCAGGGCAACUCCUACGUGCGGGACAAGGUGGUCGAGUUCCUGGACCACCUGAUCGACCUCGGCGUGGCCGGGUUCCGGGUGGACGCGGCCAAGCACAUGUGGCCCGCGGACCUGGGCGUCAUCUACGGCCGCCUCAAGAACCUGAACACCGAGCACGGCUUCGGCUCGGGCGCCAAGGCCUACAUCGUGCAGGAGGUCAUCGACAUGGGCGGGGAGGCCAUCAGCAAGGCCGAGUACACCGGCCUGGGCGCCAUCACCGAGUUCCGCCACUCCGACUCCAUCGGCAAGGUCUUCCGCGGCAAGGACCAGCUGCGCUACCUGACCAACUGGGGCACCGGCUGGGGCUUCGCCGCCUCCGACCGCUCCCUGGUCUUCGUCGACAACCACGACAACCAGCGCGGACACGGGGCCGGAGGCGCCGACGUGCUCACCUACAAGGUGCCCAGGCAGUACAAGAUGGCCUCCGCCUUCAUGCUGGCGCACCCCUUCGGCACCCCGCGGGUGAUGUCCUCCUUCUCCUUCUCGGACACCGACCAGGGCCCGCCCACCACCGACGGCCACAACAUCGCCUCGCCCUCCUUCAACAGCGACCUCUCCUGCGCCGGCGGCUGGGUCUGCGAGCACCGCUGGCGCCAGAUCUACCAGAUGGUGGCCUUCAGGAACGCCGUGGGCUCGGACGCGGUGCAGAACUGGUGGGACAACGGCAGCAACCAGAUCUCCUUCAGCCGCGGCAGCAGGGGCUUCGUGGCCUUCAACAACGACAACUACGACCUGAACAGCUCCCUGCAGACCGGCCUUCCCGCCGGCACCUACUGCGACGUCAUCUCCGGCUCCAAGAACGGCUCCUCCUGCACCGGCAAGUCGGUCACCGUCGGAUCCGACGGACGCGCCAGCGUCUACAUCGGGAGCUCCGAGGACGACGGCGUGCUGGCCAUCCACGUCAACGCCAAGUUGUGAGCAUGGAGCAUGGAGCAUUGAGCAUCGGGCCAAGUACCGAUGGAGUCAUUGAGAUUACUAAUUUUACUAAAUACACAUGACGAGAUUAUUAA
Molecule: messenger RNA, 1610 nt
Organism: Drosophila rhopaloa
Lineage: Eukaryota; Metazoa; Arthropoda; Insecta; Diptera; Drosophilidae
Product: alpha-amylase A
Exons: 2
Coding region: 34-1518 (494 amino acids)
Biological process (GO): carbohydrate metabolic process
Molecular function (GO): cation binding; alpha-amylase activity
Source: RefSeq, a predicted model, not a curated record